AUGAAUAGAUCUAUAUAUUAAUUCCUAAAAAUCUAGUCAUACAUACCCUAAAUAUAAGAAAGCGAAAACUAAUAAGAAGUUGUUGAACAGCAAGAAGUAGUGGAGCAACAACAAGUAAAAAUAAUUCAUUAAUAAUCUUAAAAUUAGGAGUAACAAGAGCCUGAAGUUAAAGCUUAAGAAAAAGAGCCAGUUUUUAACAUUCCAUCUGAUUUACAAGGAGGAGAAGAUGGCUGGCUUGAGCUACCGGGUCCAGAGGUCUACGCCAAUGUAUUCAUAUCCCGCAAAGGUGUGCUUUACGGAAUCUAAGAUAGAUACACUGACAAUGGUGUCGAUAAGUAUCUAAUGAAAUUUGACUUUGCUAACAAUAAAUGGCACGAAGUCUAGAGUGCCAAGGGAAUUAAAAAGAUAAGAUUUGACAUAAAUGAUGAGCUGAUAAUUCUAACUGACGAUUGCAGGCUCACAAUCAGAACUAAAACUCAUCUCAAAGUUAGAGAGUAGGUUGCGGACUUCGGUGUCUCUCUUUAGGGCAAGCUUCAUAUUAUCGAUCUUGGUGACCCCGCUAGUAGAGGAGAGGAAUUACAAGAAUGGUAAAGUACUGAUUUUGCAGCAGAAUACCUUCUCCACCCAGCAUCACAAUUUGCAAGAGUAGAUGUUAGAGAAGAGGACCUUAUCAUUGGCAGAAAUAACGACAAACUCGACAGCUAUCACGGAUGUAAGGCCUACAAUCAUAUCUUUCUAACUUUCAAAUCACAAGUCAACCUACAACCCACAAUGGAAUCUGAGAAUCAAGAAGUACAACAACAAGUAGAAGAAACAGUACCAGAACAAAAGGCUGAAGCUGAAGUUGAAGAGCAGCAAUAAACUGAGGAUCAAACUGCUGAAAGUACUUAAGUCUAAGAAGAUUUCAAGGAAGCAGUAUAUGACUGGCCAGCUGACUUCUCUCCAGAGAAUGGAGUCCAUAUUACUCCAAGGGAGGACUUUAUUGAGGUAGCUAUUGCUCCAUCCGGCAGAGUAAUUGGCUAUCAAUCUAUCUGGACUGGUUCAGAAUGUGUUAAAGAGACCCUGCAAUAUGAUUUUGCUAACAAUAAGUGGGAUGCCGUUCCUGCUGAGCAACACUGUAAUAAUCUUUAAAAGAUGAGAUGGGAUGGCCAAGGAAAUCUUUAUCUCUUAAACGAUAGCUAUGAGCUAAUAAUAAGAACUAAGUCCCACACUAAGAUUAGAGACAGCAUUAGAGACUUUGGAGUAUCUCCUUCUGGAAGACUCCAUCUAAUUGAUCUUAAAAAUCUUGCUGAUAGAGAUGAGGAAUACGACAAGUGGUUCAGCAAUGAUUUUGGUACCUAUAUCUGCUAUGAAUGGCUAAUGAAACUUGAAAAGAUUGAGAUGAACGGAGAGACUCCUGUCUUCAUCAAGAACAACGGACACACAUUGGAACACAACGACUUAAAAGUUGUAGAUCUAAGUGUUGGAUAUGAUGGAACUAUCUGGACUACUAUUCCAGAGUAUGACUCUGAAGGUUAUAGAAAUGUAGUAAAAAAAUGGGACUCAGCAAAAAGUGAUUGGGUUUCAGCUAAGGAUUUCUUUGCCGGAAAGAUUGCAGUUCACUCUGCAGAUAGACUCGCUUCUCUAUCAAGAGGUGUUAUUUCUCUACACUCAAAGGCUCCUGAGACUGAGGAAUGA
This is a messenger RNA of Stylonychia lemnae, 1677 nucleotides long. Lineage: Eukaryota; Ciliophora; Spirotrichea; Sporadotrichida; Oxytrichidae. The record is from the annotation of a GenBank genome assembly.